AUGCUUCUCAGCUCCCUGAGACUACUCCUACUCGCUCCGAUAUACACAGCAGUAGCUAUUCGACAUGGUACAGACGAUACAUUCUCCGAAUCGUUGACACUCCAUCCAUUAUCUGAUGGUCGGAUGUCUGUGCUCUUCCAGUUCGAGACAAUAUUCUCUUCUCCCAAACUACAAUCUUCCACACCACAAUCGCAUCAUUCCCUAACCCCGCCUUCAUUACUACUUCCCCUAGAGGCAAACAACGUCUCAGAGUUGACGAUAUCCUUCACUUCGGGAUGGGAUCUCACACGCUCUCCCUCGGCUGGUCUGAUGAACUACGAUUCGUCAGGGGGAGGAGGCGAAAUACGCGGGUGGCUGAGGGACAGUGACAACGCAAAGGAGAGAUGGAAUGCAGUGACCAAUGCUCUCGGGGGACUGUUCUGCGCUGGAUUGGGAGCGAAAGAUGUAGGUGAUAUAGUUAGGGAUUUUGGAGGGAUCUAUCCUCAGAAGAGGUUCGUAGAGAAUACAACGCACUUCCUCCUUUCUCAUCCCGAAUCUCAUCUCUGUACCGAAAACCUAACUCCAUUCCUAUCCCUUCUCCCAUCCAAGGGUUUAUCCGGAAUAUCAUCGUUAUUAUCUCAACCAGGUAUAAUAUUCAGUUGGGAAUCUCAAUCUGAAGGGAUCGAAAUACUCAUGCCUUCUUCUACGCACCCAGAGGGAAGAUGGAAAGGAUGGUGGGAAGGUGUAUUACCGUUAAUACCAGAGAACAACAAACGUAAUAACAACAAUGAUGAUGAAUCUGGGAAUUUCUCAAUAGAAAAGAUAUUCAAGAAGAAAUUACCUAGACCGUUCCCCGAAGCUCAGUCUUCAGUAUUGAGAUUGAUCAAGGAUUCUCCUCGCGAUGAUAAUUUGAGGGCUAAUCCGAAUGGACGAGAGGGGAAUGAAUGGAUAGAUGGACAAUUAAGGAAUGUUAUUGAGUGGGAUUUGACUGAUGCGAAUUUGGUAGGCAAGGAUAUUGAUUUUUGGUGGGAUGGUGAGACAGAAUUCCAUUAUCCACGUAACAUACUUCCCCCAGGUAUCUCUAUAUCAAGAACAGUCGUAGAUAAAUUAGCAUCAGACGGGACUUUCCAAAUUACCAUAACGAACAAUGACGAUCUAGAGCGAAAAGCGAUCUAUUCGGAAAUUUGGCCUUGGUGGGUGAAAGGAUGGAUGAAUGAGAUAGAGCUAUUCAUCGAUAAUGAGAAAAGACCCGAUCUACUAGACAAUUUAUCAUACAACCCUUCGACUCCACCUAAAAUAUCAACCACAACUCUACAUUUCACACUCACUAUUCCUGCUCGAUCGAAAUUAAUAUUGAAAAUUCCAUUUACCAAAUUGACAUUGAAAUAUACCGAACAUCGACCAGAUGCAGAAAGGGGUAUAGAACUAUCUUCAAGUAUCUUGACUCUAUUGGAUACCGUCCCCGAACAGUCAACUGGAUCCGCUGUUGAGGAUAGUAGAAGGACAGGAAGAAAGAGGAUAUACACCAAUAGAUUAUUAUUGGAUAUACCCACACCGGAUUUCUCGAUGCCUUAUAAUGUGAUUAUCAUGAGUAGUACGGUUAUGGCUGUGUUUUUCGGGUUGAUGCAAGGUGCAUUAACCAGGAAAUGGGGAUGGGUGGAGGUGAAGGAUGGAGCUGAAGAUAAGAAGAAUGAUUAG
This is a messenger RNA of Kwoniella mangroviensis CBS 8507, 1677 nucleotides long. RefSeq lists its product as uncharacterized. The record is from RefSeq and is a predicted model, not a curated record. Gene Ontology annotation, cellular component: GPI-anchor transamidase complex. The transcript has 5 exons. Gene Ontology annotation, biological process: attachment of GPI anchor to protein. NCBI's taxonomy places the organism in Eukaryota, Fungi, Basidiomycota, Tremellomycetes, Tremellales, Cryptococcaceae. The coding region runs from base 1 to 1677 and encodes 558 amino acids.